ACUGUCUUCGGUUUGUGUAUCGGUUGCUGAGCUAACAGCUGCACCAAGUGUAUUUUGAUUGUGUUUUGCCUCCCAUGUGCAGUCAUGAGCUCUGGGGGAUAUUCUCUGCCUUGAAGGAACACUGUAUGACAGCUGGACUUAUAGAUGUAGCUCUUAGCCUGCUUUAGGUGUUUUUACACCGUCUAUAUGUUCUUAGUGACAUAUCACUAUAAAUAAAGAUGAUAUGGGAAUUGGAUUUAAGUGGCUGCAGCUAGCCAUAAAAGUCUCUUGACUCUUAGUAAACAAUAUGAUUGUAUUUCAAUCAAGCUGCAACAAUGACUUGAUUGAUUUGAAGAAUACUGUUACAAAUAACACUUUAACUCUUUAUUUCCCUAAGAAAUUAGCUAAAGACAAAUCCUUAUUAUCUGAUGCAGUAUACUGAAGAGUUGCAAUGUCUUCAGCAGUAGGCUUAGUAACACAUUGAACUUGUGUUAAUGGAGCAACAGCUGCCAGUGUCAGAAUUGGCCCACCAGUCAGUUCUGCUGUAAAUCAGGUCUGACCCAUGACUGAGUACUACGAGGAGGGGGGGCUGCUGUACGAGCAAUCACCUCCCAUGCACAUCAAAGUGGAGUCUCCGGAGGGACCCUUUGGAGGGGGAGCCUCAGAAAACGGCUUCCCCAGGGAGGAUGAUGACUCCGAGGGCAGCUGUGACCAGAGCAGUGGCUUGCCUGGAGGACUCCCCUUCAACGUGGUAGUGGUGCAUCCCAACAUCAUGGCACCCGGCAUGUCCUCAGACGACCUCUUGUCUAUUGAACAAAACAGAGCUAUGUCAGCUGCGCUGGCUGCUGGUGGUGCAGGAAAAAGAAAGAGUCGUUUCAGUGGAGCAGAGCUGGAGGUGUUGGUGUCAGAAGUCACUCGGUGUGAAGGGGAGCUCUUUGGUCCUGCAGGGAGACUCCGGCGGCGGGAGAGAGAGCGCAUCUGGGCAGGCAUCCUAGAGAGAGUCAACGCCGUGUCCAGAGUCCCACGCACACUUCGAGAGGUGAAGAAGCGCUGGGACGACCUAAAGAGACGCAACGGAGGCCGGCUGGCUGAUGCCCGGCACCGCACCUGUUACCUGCCAUCCAGCAGAGGAGCUUCGAUGCUUGGCCGUCCUUCACAGUCUAGCCCCAGGCUUCAGCAUGCCCGGCAAAAGCAAAGCACCAGACCAAAGCCCAGUUUCCCAUGCUUCCCUGACUCUGAUACAGGUGUUGGUGGCGAAGGGUCAGAGAGAGAUGCUUUGGACAAAGACGAAGACAAUCCUGAGCGUGACAAAGAGAUGGGAGAAUCUGAGUGUGAACCAGUAGAGAACAGCAUGGAAGAAAAGUUGGGAUUAGGGCUUGGUCUGGGCAUUGGACCCCCACCUCCUUCAGAACGAUGGCUGCCUCCUUCCCCCCUCUACAGUGCUCCUUUCCUCAAUGGCAGCCCCCAGCCCAGUAGUCCUCAGCCAUCACUCGGAGCACAGCAGGGGCCUCUUGAAGAACCUCCGCGCAGCUCCUGGCUUGAAGAUGAGCUUCGAGGGUUAGGGGAGGCAGCAAUUCAACUGGGAAAUAGGGUAGAGAAGAGCCUGCUGGAGUUUGGGGAAGGUUUCCGACAGGACAUCAGAACACUUGUUGCUUCACAAGAGACACUAGCAGGCAGUCUACAACAAAACAAUGUCCUCUUGCAAAGGCUUUUAGGAGUGCUUGAGGCCCAGCAGCAGCCACAACAACAUCGUGUUCAACAAGCACACCAGACGCAAACAUCGCAACAGCCCUUACAGCCACAGGCCGCUCAGCAGCUACAACACACAGAACCACCGCAGCCUCAACAACAGCGGAUUGAAGCACCACUGCAAACACAACAUCAGCAGCAGCCACUGGUGGUACAACAACAGCAGCAAACGCAAAUACAGCAGCAGCCACAAGUCCCCCAGCAACCAAAUAAUCAGACAACUGUGGCUGUAGUUCCUGCAUCAUCCUCCCCUGAAGAACUUGGCACUUUUCCUUUGGAAGCACCCACAAACACAAACAGAAGUGUGCAGAGGCCCCGGCGAGGAAGAGCUGUUGAUCACAGGCGCAGAAGACGGCGCUGAUGAGAAAGCAUUUAGAAACUCAAAGUGGACAUCAUGCAUAGUUGGUGUUACAAAAAUGUGACAAGAUGUCAGGCUCUUUUUCUAUUGACUGUAUCUCUGUAAAAAAUAUAAUAUAUGAGUUUUACGUCCCACUUCAAAUCCAUCUUGCACUUAAGUUUGUCUUCAGAGAGGACUGAAAUCCAUAAGAAAAUAACACGUGAUAAUAUGGUGGCCUUAAUCAUUAGCUUGGUUCUUGAGAAUAUGAUGAAAGACUUCCUGAAAAACAGCAGCUCUUUGGGUUGACAUUUUCCUUCAUGAGACUGAAAAACCAGACAAGAUAUACUAUAGGAUCUGAUGCUUAUUAUGCAUGUCACUGCACAUGCUUUGCAGCCGAACUGACACUCUUACUAGUUUAGCACUGUCUCAAUUCUCCUGAUUCACUAACUACAUUGUCAUAGAGUACUUGUAAUCUGCAGUUGCCAUAUAUGGUAGUCAAACAGCUAUUGUACUUACCUGCUAAUGUAUGCUUUUGCUUUUUAACAGUUCACUGGAAAAUAAUGUAUUUUCCAGCUUUGAUUGGACAAUAAACUUAGACUGUGUUCUGUUUUGUGUGUUUCGAGACAACAGUGUUACAUUAAGUCUAUCACAUUUUUGGUUAAAAACUGAAAUACCUUCCGGCAUAAACAUCACAGUAGGCAUCAGACUUUAACUCGUAUGUUUCUGGUGGAAUAUAAGAGCAUACAUAAGUGUGUACGGGAUAUUUAUUCUAUUCUUGCAUGCAGUACGAUGAAUGUGUUUGUAGAUAGUCGCAAAGAAACAGCAUAUGGCCAUCAUCUACGUAGUUUUGCACAAUAAAUAUAUUUUGUAGAUAGUGACUGUUCCAAUGAAAUGUAACUAAACUUUAAUAAAAGUCAGACUUGGACUUCAA
Notothenia coriiceps (black rockcod) is the source of this 2996-nucleotide messenger RNA. Its product is annotated as RNA polymerase II degradation factor 1. The coding region runs from base 542 to 2089 and encodes 515 amino acids. The transcript has 4 exons. Gene Ontology annotation, cellular component: nucleus. Lineage: Eukaryota; Metazoa; Chordata; Actinopteri; Perciformes; Nototheniidae. The record is from RefSeq and is a predicted model, not a curated record.